AUGGCAGCUUCUUCCUCAAGCUCCAGCAUCGCAUCGUCGGGGCCAUCGGGGGUCUUCUCGGCAGCGACAAAGUCAGAGACUUUAAGACUCGCCGGUACUGAAUGUUGGGCCUGCUCAACAAGAAUGCCAGAUAUCUGCCAGGUCGUGCUUAACCAUGAUCCACAGAUUCCAGUAUGGGAACAGAUAGGCCUAUUCACAUUCAACUUUAAGACCACACACAACUCGAUUCCCCUCUGUGGAGCCUGCCAUACAGAGUUUGAUAUGCCUCUCGACCCUGGAUACGUCUUUUUUCCAACAGAUAUACAGUACUUCAUUGAUUUCGAGAGUCAGGAUCGUUCUCGGCGAGCGCGAAUUGCGACGGAAACUAGGAUUCCUAUGUCGUCUCUCUCACGGCAGGUACCAACGAAUGAGGAGUAUAAGCAACAUGGAAUUGACAAGAAAAUGAUCUUACCUACCGCGGUUGGUGGCCGAUACAGCCGUGUGUUCUUGAAACAAUUCCUACACAAUGGCGAAAUUCCGGGAAUCGAGAAACAAUACUCAAGUCCAAAAGAAUGGCACGGUGCCCCCAUUGCGUCCAUUCGCCGUGCCUUCGCAGCUCUUGGAAGCCCUCGUUUCUUUCUCAUUGUGGAUCCUAAAAUUCGAAACAUGCUUGAAGAGCUGCGACGACUUUAUUUCAGUGAUCAUGACCUUCCCCCUGAGCAAGCUUCUCUGCGUGUCGUGUAUCGACCACAAGCCGAGACAAGCCAAAAGCAUCAGCUGGAAGUCUCUAGCAAUGGUGAGUCGGGGCCUGUGAAGGCCAAGGGUGAGGCUACUGGUCAGACUGGAAUACCCGAAUCAACAGAAUUGUGCGGCGAAUAUACCGAGUGGGUGUUGGGACCCGGAUUUACUACGAAUGAUGUCGUCAGGCGAUAUGAGCCCGUCUUUUCCUCACUUGACUCUUAUUCUCCUACGGAGUAA
This is a messenger RNA of Penicillium bovifimosum, 957 nucleotides long. RefSeq lists its product as uncharacterized. Bases 1 to 957 code for a protein of 318 amino acids. The transcript has 2 exons. NCBI's taxonomy places the organism in Eukaryota, Fungi, Ascomycota, Eurotiomycetes, Eurotiales, Aspergillaceae. The record is from RefSeq and is a predicted model, not a curated record.